Gloeophyllum trabeum ATCC 11539 is the source of this 2656-nucleotide messenger RNA. Its product is annotated as WD40 repeat-like protein. Lineage: Eukaryota; Fungi; Basidiomycota; Agaricomycetes; Gloeophyllales; Gloeophyllaceae. Gene Ontology annotation, molecular function: protein binding. The coding region runs from base 59 to 1465 and encodes 468 amino acids. The record is from RefSeq and is a predicted model, not a curated record. The transcript has 5 exons.
CUUGUUUUCGUCUAUACCUCCCGAAGGCAAUCCUAAGCUCGCUCCUUUUCUCCUGAGAAUGUCUUCGAACAUGAAGAGGACAUCGCGACAUACCGACGUAAGGCCUACGAAGAAACAAAAGACCGCAGCACACGCUCUCCGGACGGAUACAAAAAAGAACAAGAAACGCGCUGGUACCCAAAGUCCGGCAAAGUCAGAGCUACCGCCAACCAAAACCUCAGUUAAAGGGAAGGAGAAGGCAAUCAACACGUCGAAGGGCUUUUUGAAAGACCGUCCUCUCUCGUCUGUAUUCGUCCUGGUUGCGGGAUCGUACGAAAAACUGCUCUACGGCUUGGAGGGAUCAAGUCACUUCGAUGAGUCCGAGGGUGCUCUGAAAUAUGAGCUCAAACCGAUAUUCGCAUUCCCUGCGCACGUCUCAUGUGUCAAGGCGGUUUCCAUCUCGCCAGAAGGGGGAAAGUGGCUGGCUACGGGUAGUGCGGACGAAAUCAUAAAAGUAUGGGACCUGAGGAGGCGGAAAGAGAUUGGGGGUUUGAUGCACCAUGAAGGCUCGAUAACUCAGCUCACGUUCCCAUCCCGCUCGCAUCUCAUGUCUGCAUCCGAAGACGGGAUGUUAUCUCUGUUCCACACAAGAGAUUGGGCCGUGUUACGGACACUGAAAGGGCAUAAAGGCCGAGUGAACUCGUUUGCCGCGCACCCGUCGGGGAAGGUUGCGCUGAGUGUUGGUAAGGAUAGAACGCUGCGAAUGUGGGAUCUCAUGCGCGGCAAAGGCAGCGCCAGUGUGAAACUCGGCAAAGAGGGUGAAAUCGUGAGAUGGUCUUCGGAUGGCACCAUGUUUAUUGUGCAGGUACAGAACACUAUAGACGUCUACGCAACUGAUAUGUCGCUGCUUUGUAGUAUCACGCAUCCCUCGCGAGUGCAGGAUGUUAAAUUCUGCAAGAUCCCCGUGCAAGGCGAUGAAGAAAGGGAAUUCCUGUUAGUCGGGGCUGAAGACAAGAAAGUCUCGCUGUACGACAUCGCAUCGGCUUCGGACAAGCAGAUACCCGCGAUCGUCGCCGAAAUGGUUGGACACGCCAAUCGGGUAAAGGCAGUGGAUACCAUUCGUAUAUCCCUUCCACCGUCGUCUGGAAGACGGACGACGACGAUAGCCGGCACGGUGUCCUCAGAUGGGAAGGUUCUCGUUUACGACCUCCAAUCGUCCUUAUCCCAAGCAUCGUUGAACAGGGAUAAUGUCACAGUUAUCCAGCCUGUUGCAGAAUACGACACUAAGGGUACUCGGCUGACUUGUAUGGCCCUGGGAGAAGGCGACAUCAAAAGUGUGCCAGAUAUCGGGAAGAGAAGUCGGUGUGAGGAGGAAGGUAGCGAAGCGGAGGAGCAAGUCAGUGAUGAGGAGGAAGAAUGGGCGCCGCAGGAGGAGAUGGAGGAAGAGGAAGAGGAAGGCUCUGCAAGUGAGGUAGAAGAGGACUAAAAAGUAUGAUACACUGCCGUGGUACGGUCCGCGAUUAAUGGCAAGAGUAAUGUACACGAGGGAGGUGCUACAUAAAAUCAAUUGCCCUCUUCCGUCCUCGUGGAGGACUCGUUUCACCGCCUGUCAUGUCAUUCGGUUCCGGAGCAGACGAAGCCGAAGCAAUGGCCCCCAGUGUCUUGACCACCUCAGGAGGAGGAGCUUCCACCCACAUGCUGUCAUCGUCCUCCUUCCCUUCAUCCUCGUCAUGUUCUUUCCGCUUUUUCUUCCUAGCCCUAUCCUUGUCCUUAUCCCGCUUCUUACUAUCUUCCUUGGGAGGUAACGCCACGUCGUAUCCUCCGUCUUCCUCCACUUCAAAGGAAACAAGUGUCUUGGUUUUCUUCUUUUUCUCCUUCUUGUCCUUCUCUUUCGUCUUCGUCUUCUUCGUAUCACGUUCAGACCGGGGAACGAAGGUAGGCUUAAACGUAGCCAGGUCAAUUUCCUCUUUGACGCCAGUUGCAGAGGGAGCAUACGCCGUCGUGUUAGGCGCUCCAGCCAGAUGAGAGGGUACUACUGCUUUCUCCGUCUUCACUAGAGCCACAGUACCGUCUGUGGUCAAUGGGCCUUGUCUGUCGACGUCCAUCUUCUCAUUCGUGUCGUCCUUCCCCUCCUCUCCGUCACUCUCUUCGUCAUCACUGGCAAAGAUUGCCUUGAACACAUCCAUUGGAGGCCGCUCAUAUGUCAAUACAUCCGCUCCUUGGGUCUCGUCCUCUCCCAGCCCAACAUUAUCGAGACUCUUGAUUCCACCCGUGCUUUGACUUUGGGCAUCGUUGAAGGACAUGUAUCCAGCAGCAGCAGCUGGUGGUACAAAUGCGCCGUCUUGAUCCGUUGCCGAGGUACUACCAGCCGUAAAUCCGGAAGCAUCCGCUAAGGCAGCCUCGGGCGUCCAUUUGUUGGCACCCGUCCCUGCCGCAGGCGAGGACGGCCCAGCUUCGGGCUCGAGGGGCUCAGGAUUGGGCUCCUUGACGCCGAAGCGCUUGCAGAGCAGCCUGGCUGGAUGCCAUGGGGUGACUUCGCGCGUCAUAGACCCGUACAUACCUAGACGCGCCGCAUGGGCUUUAGGACUCUCUUCUUUCUCCUCUUCCGCUUUCUUCUCUUCUGCCUUUUCUUCUUCUGUCUUCUCGGGCUCAAACGCGGGAGUGUAUAGCCCCUCGC